Molecule: messenger RNA, 5052 nt
Organism: Poecilia latipinna (sailfin molly)
Lineage: Eukaryota; Metazoa; Chordata; Actinopteri; Cyprinodontiformes; Poeciliidae
Gene: arrdc1b
Product: arrestin domain containing 1b
Exons: 8
Coding region: 79-1389 (436 amino acids)
Biological process (GO): protein transport
Cellular component (GO): cytoplasm
Molecular function (GO): ubiquitin-like ligase-substrate adaptor activity; ubiquitin protein ligase binding
Source: RefSeq, a predicted model, not a curated record
GGCUCGCGGCGCAGCAGCAGGUGAGAGUGGAGCGGCGCCUCAGUCAGACGCGGAACAGAGGAGUACCGGAGCGGAGCUAUGGGAAAGCUACAGGAAUUUGACAUCACUUUAGCCAACAACAAGGUGGUUUACGGUCCGGGGGAGUCCAUUAGCGGAACUGUGAAAAUCCGAACCGGCAGCCCUCUGCAGUACAAAGCCAUCAAGGUGAACUGUCUGGGCUCAUGCGGCAUCUCCAACAAAAUGAACGACUCCUCGUGGAGUCUGGAGGAGCAUUACCUGAACAGCAUGCUAUCUGUGGCCGAUAAAGGAAUCCUGGCUCCAGGCGAGCACAGAUUCCCCUUCCAGUUCGUCCUUCCAGUCGCCAUCCCCACGUCGUUCGAAGGACCGUUCGGGAAGAUCGCUUACUGCGUGAGAGCGGCCAUCGACACGCCGCGCUUCUCCAAGGACUACAAAGCCCAGCGGCCCUUCUACGUCCUCAACAUGCUCAACCUCAACGAGGUCCCCGACAUCGAACAGCAGAGCUGCGCGGUGACGACGAAGAAGUUCAGCUACCUGCUGGUGAAGACGGGGACGCUGAUGCUGAAGACCCGCAGCGACCAGCGGGGCUACGUCCCCGGCCAGCUCAUCCGGCUCUCCACCGAGAUCCACAACAAGUCCGGGAAGGACACCGGAUACGUCCUGGCCAGCCUGGUGCAGAUGGUAACGUAUCGGACCAAGCGGCCGGUCGUCGACCGGCGGACCAUCGCGGAGGUGGAGGGAGCCGGAGUGAAGGCCGGAAAACACGCCGAGUGGAGGGAGCAGAUCAUCGUCCCUCCUCUUCCUCAGUCGGGGCUCAGCGGCUGCCGCCUUAUUAACAUUGAUUAUUUCAUUCAGGUGUCUCUAAAGUCUCCAGAAACGGUCGUCGUUCUGCCCAUCUUCAUCGGGAACAUCCCAGUGAACCUGUCCCCCGCCGGCUCCAUCCCCACCAGUCCCAGCUCUUCACUGGCUCCCAGUGCUACCGGAGUGAUGCCCAGCGCCCCGCCUGUGGAGGACGACCCAGAUGGCGAGCUGGGCGCCGGAGGCUUCACCAGCGAGGAGAUCCCCACUAAGAGCCACUCGCAGCAGGACCCGUCGGCUUCGCCGGUCACCAUGUCGCCCAGCGCCUUUAGCCACGCCCCCGGCGCCUCGCUGCCGCCCGGCCAGCUCCCCGGCGCCACGGCGCCGCUCUUCUGCCUGUCCACUGGAGCCACCAUACCGUUCUUCACAGAGGGCGACGUGAACCCAAUCCCCACAUCCUGCUCUCUCAUCCUGCCUCCGGAAUACAGCAGCUGUGACUAUCCUCAAGAACCACCGCCGACGUACGAGGAAAGCUGCAGCAGUGUGGACUCUAGUUUUAACAGCGGACAGUAGAAGAAGAAGAAGCGGACGGUGAAGUGUCAUGGCCGCCGCCUGACUGCUUUCCCCGCCACCCGAACAGAAACUCGCUGGAGGGCGCGUCCGCCCUGCAGACGGUCCAUUUGGGCUGAAAAGGGAUCGUUUCUUAUUUCUCUAAGAGUCUUGGUUUCCGCCUCGUCUCCCAGCCGGUAACAUCGGACCCAACAGGUGAACUUUGUGCCUAAAAAGUAUUUUCAGAUAAAUAUUUAGGAUUUUCUGUGACGGGACCUGUUUUAUUCUGGGAGGAGAGUGAAAUCUGUUUUUUAUUUCUGCAAGUUGCAUCUGUGAUGCCUUUAGUGUAACUGUAGCACCCGGCUGCUUCCGGACCUUUCCGUCUGGCCCUUUUCUGCUGUCGUAACAAAUCUGAGCGGCUGGGUAAACAUCAGGGUCGUGUGUUCGGCCCCCAGAUGUUUUGCUCAUCAACAAACCAGCAGCAGCGGCGGUGUGUUUGUGAUGUGCCAGUUCCUCUGCUGCAUCUGUCUGACCAUGAUGCAGAAACCUCAGAACCCAACAGAAACCCUUUCUGAAGGAUGUUUUAGUGAUUUUAUUUUAAAAGAGACUCAAGUUGUUUUGUUUUUAUGUUUCCAAGCUGUCAGAAUUUCUUGUCAUUUUUUAGGUCUGGAUAAGUUUUUCUGACUUUGUGAAUGUUUUCCUUUGGUAUUUGGCUGCUUUUUCAAACUAUUUCUGCCUUUUCGCUCAGCAUAUCGCGAGACGGUUGCUUAAAGAAAACACCUGAUUGAUUGAUUGAUCCGAAUCAAUCGGCUUAGCAAAUAUUCUACUGGAAAAGUUUACAAACUGCUCUGUGCAACGGAAAAACAAUCAAUAGAGCGAUUGAUCGAGACAAAUUAGAGAGAAAACAGGUUGGCUUGGUUUAACUGUUUUUGUUGUCUUUUGCUCCAUGCUGCCAUCUUGUUUUGGUUUUAUUUUUUAUUCAAAAGGAAAAAAAUAUCAAUAUUGCCAGAAAAAAGUCUUAUGAGAGUUGAGUCAUAAUAUUAUGAGAAUAAAUAAUACAAUAAAAAGUUGCAAUAUGAAAAAACUCAAUGUUAUGAGACAAAGUUGUAAUAUAAAAGACUUAAAAGACUAAAAAAGUAUUAAAUAUAAACUCAUACAUCCAGAAUAAAAAAUUCUAAAAUGAAAAUAAACUCAUGUUACAAGAUAAUGUCUUAAUAUUAGUAGAAUGAAGUAGUAAUUUUAUGAUGGCAGAUUAAAUAUGUAAUAUUAAGAUGUUGAAUAUCCUGUGAAGUUAAACUGGUUUUACAAAUUGGACAUAUUUUAUCCUAUAAAACAUCAGCAUCAAAUUAUUACCAGAAUCAAAACUUUGAAACGACACAAACUAGACAAUCUGUUUCUCAUAAAAAAAAUAAAAAAAAACUUCUCUAAUUUUAUGACUUUCUUCUGGUAAAAUUGUGUCUUUGCUAAUAUUCUGUCUUUAUUCUCAUAGUUAAAAUAAAAAUCUUAGUCCAGCUUUAAAACUCCAUUUUAAUCUGUAAUAAUUUAGGUUGAAAAUCCCACUGCGCCCCCUGGUGGUCGGUUCUGGUACAGGCUUCACCUCAACUCGCCGUUUAAAUCUGGAGUUUUAAGUUUCCGAGUCUGAGGAUCUUUUCUGUUGCCUUAACGCUCAUGUAGUCUGUAGACGGCAAUGUAAAUGUGCACAAAGCAGCACUUUCUGAAACUUUGAGUGUGUGUGUGUGUGUGUGUGUUCGUGUGUCUGUGAGAGAGAGAGAGAGAGAUGGGUUUGGAUCUAAGAUAUAAAAACUAGAUGCCACACUGAUUUUUUUAACUUAAUUUUUGUGUUAAGCAGUUUUUCCCUCAUCACCUGAUUUUGUAAAUCUUUUUUGUCGUCAUUUACUGUCUUUUUUUUCUUUUGCACAUUAAAAAUAUUUUAUCUGGUGUGACUCAGAGGAGGGAAAAGGAAGUGAACUGAUUGUUUAUUUGUGAGUUUUAGAGAAAAUCUCUUUAUUUAUGUUGACUGUUGAUUUUUUCUACCACUUUGCUGUCAAUCUGGGUUCCUUCACACUCCUGAAACUUUAUGGAAAACUAAAAACAAAUUAGCUCUAAAGUAAAUUAAGUUUGGAUUUCCAUAAUAUUUGCAGUAUUCUGUUCUUAAACUAGCAUAUUUUCAGACCUGAAACUGAAAGAACCUGAUCAUGUUGAGGUGAACUUUCUUAAAUUUCCAAGUUUAUCAUCUCGUUUUUUUUGACUGAAGGGUAAAAAUAGAGCGACAAUAGUUUAUCUUUGUCAAAAAGGCAAAAAUAAACAUUCAUGAUUAAUGUUUUCAGCUUCAACUAGCAGCUUUUUUAUUUGCAUUAUCCUGUUUAUUCAAGAAUUAGAGCUGAAAUAUCUAAAGAUCUUAUGAUUUUUUUUUUUUAAAUUCAACAAAAAAUUCAAGAUUUUAUUUGGAGAUAGUGUAAUAAAAUCGUUGCCUCAUAAAAAAAUACAUAAUGACUGAAUCAAACUGUUAUCGCUUUAAAACAAGCUUGAUAUCUAAUUAUUUCAAGAUAACUAAGUUGGAAAUUAGCAUAUUGCUAAAUUUAGUGUAUUUUAUUUAAUUAACUAGUUCAAUAUUGCAACAAAAAUGGGUUUACGUUUCUGUAUCAAGAUUAAACCUGAGGUUUUUUUCAGUAAAGUGAAGUGCAAAUAAAGGAGCUGGACAUAUUAUCUUAAGAUAAUGAGAUAUUGAACCAGUAUUUUCAACGAAGAACUCAUAUUUUAAUAUAAUGACCUCAUCAAAUUGUCGUAAUGUCGCAUCUUAAAAAUAACGGCUCGAUAAAAACGAGAUUACUGUCAGGAUUUUCUCUAAAUAAGGAAACAGUUGUAAUAAAUUAGAUUGGUGUCCUUGAAUCUAGAAAUAAUAAAACAAACCUUUUAUUUAUCUUCAUAUCUCAUUAUCUCAAUAUAAUAAGACAUAAGAAAUAAGAUUUCCCAGUUUUGGAGUUUUUAUUGCUUUAGAAACUGAUCUGAAUCACUAAAGUCACAGAAAACAUCCACACUUUAAGCAUUUAAAGGCAUUGAAAAUGUGAAGCAACCAUGUUGAAAAUGUUUGUCUUUUCUCUAAAUGUGAGAAUCUAAAGCACAACUACUGUCCUGAUUUAUUUUGAGUUUUCUCACGUUUUAAAGCAAUCAACGUCAGAUGAAAUCAGCGGGUUUAGAUCUGUCGUAAUGUAAUUAUGUUAAAGACUCUGUGAUAAUGUGACUGCAUGCCUUAAACGUCUGGGUUUCACUCAACAUGAGCCGGUUCUGGUUGUUUUCUAACAGAGAAAUCUCUGCUGGAUGCCCUCUAUGUAGCUCAUAAAGCAACGAGACACUGGACCUUUUAUCUGUUUUCAUUCUGAUUUUAGAAAACAUGUGACAUCUCUUAUUUCUGCUGCCUUUCAGACCUGCUUCUGUUUAUUUCAACAAAAGGUACUAUAGCUUUAUGAAAACCUGCUGUUUAUGCUUUUUGUUUUUUUCCUUUUACGCGUAAACGAGUGGCGUCUAGUUUUGUAUUUUUCUACUUGUAAAUUGUUUACAGGUGCAGUUUGAAUAUACUGAGAAAAGCACCUUGACCAGUUCAUGUAACGUUUCCAGUGCAGAAUCAGGGUUGUACUGUACAAUAUAAUAAUAAAAAUCACAUGACGUGUUUUUGUAGUUUAAACAGUC